Molecule: messenger RNA, 2826 nt
Organism: Lithohypha guttulata
Lineage: Eukaryota; Fungi; Ascomycota; Eurotiomycetes; Chaetothyriales; Trichomeriaceae
Gene: BOI2
Product: polar growth protein
Exons: 2
Coding region: 1-2826 (941 amino acids)
Biological process (GO): actin cytoskeleton organization
Cellular component (GO): plasma membrane
Molecular function (GO): protein binding
Source: RefSeq, a predicted model, not a curated record
AUGGCUUUGUUGCAGAAUGGUCUGAACGGACGUGCUUUGCAACCUGGCGACAUCCUCCUGGUUAUCCACGAUUUUGAUGCUAGAAGCGCCGACGAACUGACUCUACGAAGAUCCGAACGCGUCGAACUCAUCGACCUUGACGAUGGCUUCAAUGAUGGCUGGUUCAUGGGUAGACACCUUACAAGAGGAGGCACUGGUUUGUUUCCAGCCGUCUAUACCACAAAAGCACCGCUUGUCCGCCACACCCCAAACAAUUCUGCCAGUUACAGUGUCCAUAACGCCCCUACCGUGACGAACCAAGUCCCGAGACAUCAACCUGCAAACGAGUCAGCACAGCUGCAACCACAACCUCUAACAGAUGGUUCAUAUGACAGCCUGCGCUCGUCCUUACCGACUUCGCAUCACACUACCUGUGUCCAGCGCUCUAUAGGGGAAACGUUAAACGAACAUGAGGACUCCGAUAGUCCUGUGAUGAAUGAGACCCUGAACGUCAUCGAUGAACAUAUCACCGAUCUCAGUACUCCUCGUCAGACAACUGGCCACCUUCGUGUACACGACGAUUCGGAAAGUGAAUAUAGUAGCCACCUCGAUCAACGUUCUUACCUUGCUGGCCCCGAGACUGAUGACGAGGACAAUGUUGGCCUGGACGAAGUUACAGUCCGCUCCUGGGAUCAUAUCCAGACCUCCCGGCAUCUCCGCGAUAUUGGCGUUGAUCCCAAGCACUGCGACAUCUUCAUCGAGCAGGAAAUCUCUGGUGAUGUCCUCCUUGACAUGGACCAGAACUUUAUAUACAUGAAAGACUUUGAUUUUGGUGUCAUGGGCAAAAGGCUCAAGACUUGGCACAAAAUCCGUGAUUUUCAGUGCGAGGUCAAGUCGCACCCUUCAUUCUCCAGGAGGACCUCGGACCGGAAACAGUCCAUCGGACAUAUCAGUCGCGCAUCCCUGGGCACAUCCACUGCUUCCCUACCACGAAAUACACCUCUACCGCAACCAAUUACCGAAGAACCCAAUCACAUAAUACAGCCUCUGCAGCCUAUCCAGGGCUCGAAACGAACCAGCUGGGCAGGAGCAAUGCCCACGAAUUCUUGGAAACUCGUCGCACCUCCCGAAAGCUCGGUCAGGCCUGAAACUGCAACAACUCGACAUUCGAAGCGUCACUCCUCUAUUGACUUCGGCGCCCAGCCUGACCUGGAGUUUUCAGCAUUGUCCGCCGCAUCACCGCAGAAUAAAUUAUCAACCGACAGGACUUGGUCAGUCGCUGGUACUGGCAGUACACAGGCCACAACUCCUGCUUCAUCGAUCCGUCCGAGUACAAAAGUCGAAGACGCUCGCGCCUUUGCCGGAUCACCCAACCCUGUGGAGCAGUCACCACUGGAUGUAGAUAGAGGCUACUUUAGUGGUAAUGAGCUGGACAAUCGGAAGAUGCGCAACAGGUUAAGCAAAGCCCAUUCUCGUCAGACCAGUCUUGGAGACCAGCAAUCGAGGCGAACUUCCAUUAUAAAAAAGCACUCUAGACUAAGUAGUGCUGGAUCUGUACGCGAAGAUUCUGUUAUCGCGCCUUCGGUCGCAUCUGACACACAUCAUGCACCACUCAAGACUGGUAGAUUCAGGUCUUCCAGCGCUCGUGUUAGUUCCAACCCAUCUUUCAUGGUGAGCAGGUCGCCAGCCGUGACAAACCUAGAAAACAACUCAACCUCAAAUGUCAGUAUCGGGUCUCCUGCUGCUGAAAAGAUGAAGAUGCAAGAUCGGGCACGCAAGCUUAUAGGUCUCAGAGCCACCUCAGAUGCAAUUACCACAGACGAAAAGUCGAUUGCCAUCAGGACGAUUCCUUUCAACGACGACGCCAAGUCCUCUGACCUGCUUGCAUCCCCAAAUACAGGCGAUACUACUCCGUCAGCCACUCCUAGCCUCGAGAUAGAUACACCAGAAGGCGAGACUGUAGGAAAUGCUCUUUUGAAAUACACGUCGAGACCAAGAGCGAAAAGCAAGCAGCGCACAAGCGCGUACACCCAUGGCUUACUCAAAAUACCUCCCUCAGAAGCUCGUAAAACAUGUGAUCAUGCAGGGUGGAUGAAGAAGAAGGCUUCAGGGCUAAUGACGACAUGGAAGCCAAGGCUGUUUGUUCUUCGUGGUCGAAGACUAUCUUACUACUACUCAGAAAACGACACAGAAGAACGCGGCAUCAUUGACAUCUCAGCACACAAGGUUUUAGUGGCUAAUGACGACCCAAUGGUCACUAUUCAUGCUAGUGUAACAGGCGCUUCAAAAGCUUCCUCCACACCCCGACCGGAGAGUGCGAUCGGUUCAAUUGUAAAGCCAGCUGCACCAACUGGCGUCUUCUACUUCAAGCUCGUCCCACCAAAGACAGGCUUGUCGCGAGCUGUACAAUUCACGAAGCCAGCGAUUCACUACUUCCAGGUCGACUCUAUAGCCGAAGGUCGAAAGUGGAUGGGCGAGAUCAUGAAAGCGACAAUUGAGCACGAUCUUUCAUCCUUCGAAACGACAAACAAACAAAGAACCAUUUCGCUUGCAAAGGCUAGGGCGAGGAAGGAACGGCCACCGGCUCUAGGAGAUACGAAGCCGGUAGAAGACCAGGUUGCAAGACCGGAGCUCAGCCAAACGGAGAGCGGGUUAGGCAUCGAAUUUCAGACCAUGUCCACGGAUCUUAAAGAGGAGAAGCCAGCUGAAACACUUGGGCUGAAACCACUAUCGACCUUGGGUCUGGCAUCCAAGACGUCGUUAGCUAGGAUUACAGAAGACAGCGAAAAGAGGUUGACAGGAACAUUCCCGAACUCAGAAGAUAAAGAGAAUGUGGUGCAUUCCUGA